AUGACGGACAUGGCUAGACAGCUCCUACAGGAGCUCAUGGGCGAGUUCCAGGACAGCGGCAGCAAAUACACGGACUCGAACAUCUGCAAAGACCACCUCGUGGAUUUUUGCCCGCACCAGCUGUUCGUCAACACUAAGGCAGACCUCGGCUACCAAAAGUCACCCGACCGCGGCCGCCUGGGGUAUGAGGGGCGUUCUAUGAUCCGCAAGGUGCGCCGAGCUAUGGACCGUGUCACAGCUGAGGCUGAUGAGAACCUGACCAAUCCAUUCAAGGAGGAGAAGGAAGAAAAGGCUAUCAUCCUCGACGAGCGCAUCAAGCAGGCGCUACGCCAAGUGCAGGAGCAUGGCGAGAGCGGGCGAGUAGAGGAAGCACUCAAGCUAUACUUACAUACUGACUCGCUCAAGACCGAUUUGAAGGCGUUGAAACAGAGGAUUGACUCUGUCAACCCCAUGUUUAAAAACGAGAAGAGGCUGGAGGUAUGUGAUGUUUGUGGUGCUUUUUUGGUUCCGAAUGAUGCGUCGAAGAGGCUGGAUGCCCACAAGGAGGGCAAGCAGCAUCAGGGAUAUAUUAAGAUCCAAAAUGCCCUGGAGGAGUACAAGAAGGAGGGCGGCAUCGUGCGUGAGGGGAGGACUGGCAGCGACUACAGGAGGUCAGAGGACCGUUAUGGUGCUGGGCCCCAUCGCCGCAAGUACAACGAUAGCGGUAGCAGAGCUGGCAACAGAUCGCGGUCGCGCUCGAGAUCGCCCUAUUCGCGUUGCGACAAGCCGCGCGGCUACGACGAUCGCAGCUCGAAUUACAGGGAUAGCUCGAGCAAACGACGCAGGGACAACAGGUACUACUGA
Messenger RNA from Kickxella alabastrina, 843 nucleotides. RefSeq lists its product as uncharacterized. Gene Ontology annotation, biological process: mRNA splice site recognition. The transcript is spliced from 3 exons. The record is from RefSeq and is a predicted model, not a curated record. The coding region runs from base 1 to 843 and encodes 280 amino acids. Gene Ontology annotation, cellular component: U1 snRNP; U2-type prespliceosome. Lineage: Eukaryota; Fungi; Kickxellomycota; Kickxellomycetes; Kickxellales; Kickxellaceae. Gene Ontology annotation, molecular function: mRNA binding.